AUGCGACCGGCCAGACCGAGCCUCCUCCACUUUUGGUCCCAGAAGCUGUGCACUGUCCCAGGGCACUCUGCGCCCCCCCCCCCCCCCGCCUCGAGCCCCCUGCCCCCCGCCCCCCUCCCGGGAAACGGUCAGGUCCGGCCCACUCCCCUCACACUUUCCCGGCUCUUGGUCCGGUUUCCUCCACUCUCGGCAGCCCCCGCAGAACCGUUGGGGAGCCGAGGAAGAAGAGGGGACAGGGAAGAGAGGAGAGGGGUGAACCGGGGGAACCCGGGCCCCCAGACUUGGCCACACUUCACUCACCGCUCCGGGCCGCUGCCGCCGCCCCCGCCGCGCCCCCCGGCCCCGCGCUCCAUGCCCGGCCUGGCCCCGAUCCCGCCCCCGGCCCGCUUCGCUCGGGGAUCUAGCAGCUCUCGCCCCGUCCUCUCGGAUCCGGCGGAUGUGGAGGAUGUUUCAUUGAGAGAGCGGACAGAGGCUUUUUCUGCUGUGUUACCAAAGAAUUUAUCACCUGGUGGCUCAACCUACGGGCCAUGAGGCUUUU
Molecule: messenger RNA, 538 nt
Organism: Monodelphis domestica (gray short-tailed opossum)
Lineage: Eukaryota; Metazoa; Chordata; Mammalia; Didelphimorphia; Didelphidae
Source: RefSeq, a predicted model, not a curated record